ACAACUCUGUCAAAACAGAAAAAGACCUUUAGGAGAUAUUCGGGCAGAUAUUCAGUCGCUAGACUUUUCCACUGCCACCAAGCGCCAAGAGUUUGAACCUCGUUCUACAACACUAUGGAGGGGUAUGCGAUGACACCUGGAGACAUGGAGAGGGGCCCUGUGUACAACACAACGGUGACAGCUGUUGCUGAGAGAAAGGGCUCCAGAGGUUGGCUAUGGAGGCUUUGUGGGGUCCUCUUAAUAGCAGCUUUAUGUGCGGCAGCAGCCCUGCUCUUUGCCUGGUUUCAGCAUGGAAGACCGGCAACGAUGCAGGACGAAAUGGAGCCUCAACUGGAGAUACUCAUUGGUGCAAAAGAUACCCACCAUACAUUGAAGCAGAUUGCCGGCAAUGCAAAAGCAGCCAUCCAUUUAGAGGGUGAAUACAAUCCUAAUCUUACCACUGACACCGUGCAGUGGAGAAAGGAUGACGGCCAGGCUUUUUCCCAGGGCGGGUUCGAGCUACAGGGGAACCAAAUCCUCAUCCCACACACUGGGCUCUUCUUCGUUUACAGCCAGGCUUCGUUUAGGGUCAAGUGCAACGGCCCGGGCGAGCAUACCACUCCUCUGAGUCACGUUAUUUGGCGCUAUUCGGACUCCAUCGGGGUUAAUGCUAAUCUUCUUAACGGGGUAAGGUCAGUUUGUCAACGAAAGUACGGUGAUGCUGAGUCCAAUAACGGCGAAGGCUGGUACAAUGCAGUUUACCUUGGCGCAGUGUUUCAGCUGAAUGAAGGGGACAAACUGUGGACUGAGACCAAUCGACUGACCGACGUGGAGCCAGAGCAGGGCAAGAACUUUUUUGGUGUGUUUGCACUAUGAUGAGAGAGAGGCAUGCCAGAAGUGAAUAUUUGUUAAAACAGUUUUAUGUUAAAACUCUUAUUUUAGUAUUGCAAUUUUAUGGUAACUGAGCAAUCUUAAAGGAGAUAGGUCUAAUCUUAAUGGUUAUUUUUGUAAACUGCAAUAGCUUGAGAAAUUAUUAUUGUUUUUCCAUACAUGAUUGUCCAUUCUCUGUAUUGUAGAUUUUGCACCAAAUAAUAUUAUGACUUCGGGUUAUUUAUAUUAACUUAAAAAAAUGAUAUUUACUAUUUAUAUGAAAAUACAUAUUAACUUUUUAAAAAAGGAUUUACUAUUUAUAUGAAAAUACAUGUGAACUUAAAAAAAUGAUAUUUACUAUUUAUAUGAAAAUACUAUGGAGUACUGUAGUAUAAGUUAUUUUUAUUCACAUAAGUCUAGCAGUAGCCUAUACUAGGCCUAUCAGAAUACAUUACUACAUACUAAGUUAUUGAAUUUAAUGUACUGGUGUAGUAAUGUUUAUUUAAAUGUGAUUGUGUUGUAUUUCAUUUGUCACCUAUUCAGAGUGGUUGAAUCAACUAAUAAAU
Molecule: messenger RNA, 1415 nt
Organism: Salvelinus fontinalis (brook trout)
Lineage: Eukaryota; Metazoa; Chordata; Actinopteri; Salmoniformes; Salmonidae
Product: tumor necrosis factor-like
Exons: 4
Coding region: 115-855 (246 amino acids)
Biological process (GO): immune response
Cellular component (GO): membrane
Molecular function (GO): tumor necrosis factor receptor binding
Source: RefSeq, a predicted model, not a curated record